AUGGAGUUAUGCGGUCCCCGUCAGAACAUCGACAUCCGAGACCUCUUGCAAUCUUACCACAAUUCAAAAGCUGCCACCCAUGAGAUUCUGCAUCAAGUCUCUUCCACGAAAAUCCAGCCUCACCAUUCUAGCAUUCACGCUCUUCAAGAUGCCGCGAGAACCGGAUAUGCAGAGAUCCCAGCUGAGGACACACCUCUCCUUGAAGGUCUCCCUCGGAAUAAAUUGCCCUUUGAUCUGCGCUCUGAGAGGUGUCUCUCACUAGCAGCCGAAUGGCUACGUAAAUGCUACAAGGGACAUAAAGAGUGUGAUAAGCGCGAAGACAAACCGCCUUUUUUCCCUACAAGUGUUAUUGACGUCGGAAGCUCGCUCAAAAGGCCGCAUUUACAUGUCAGUAGUGUCGGCGAAACUGGGAGAUGGGUGGCUCUGAGCUAUUGUUGGGGCGGUGAUUCCAGAUUUACUCUCAACGCCUCAGGACGGUCUUUAAAGCUUUUCCCAUCUACUCUACGGGACGCCGUCCUUGUGACAAGAGCCCUUGGGGUACGUUACUUAUGGAUCGACUCUCUAUGUAUCUUUCAAGAUGAUUCUAGUGACUGGGAAGCCGAGGCUUCGAAGAUGAGCAGCGUCUAUAGGCAUGCAGCUGUCACAAUUGCCGCUACAAGCGCAGAAUCAGCCAACGACGGGUUUCUCGAUAAGAGGGCACCGUACUUUAGCUGCACUUUUCCUUGGCGUCGACGAUACUACCAAGGUAGCGGUAGCGUCAAUGACGAUUCUCGCGCUGACCCUGUCGUCUUUCGGAGUUAUAGGCGUCCUUUUCACCGCGAGCCGUUACGGCAUUCGCGCUGGGCUACCAGAGGCUGGACACUCCAAGAGGAGCUACUGUCGAGAAGACUCUUGUAUUACACGAAAGAAGAGAUGGUUUGGAGAUGCCGCGCUGGAAGGGCUAGAGAACCAGCGAGAGACGUCAAUGGAUAUGACACCGAGUUUCCGGAACCACAGUUGUUUAUUCCAGAUGAGCCAGAUGACAAACACACACCAGGUUCCACGCGAUCAGCUUACAAAACCUGGUUUAAGCUGCUAGAAGAUUAUGCAGCACGAAAUCUCACAUUUGAAAAGGAUCGCCUGCCGGCGAUCGGGGCAUUGGCCGAGUCGUUCCAUGCUCACUUGAAAGAACAGUACUGCGCGGGAUUGUGGAGGGGUGACCUCCUAUUUGGCUUGCUAUGGAGCAUUCGCCAUUGUCAAGGUUCAGGAAGACCUGCUCCGACGAGUGUUCCUUCAAUCGAGCGCGGGCCGUCGUGGAGCUGGAUAGGAGCCCACGCAUAUAUCAGUUUGAAGUGGCCCUCGCCAGGCGCUCGUUCCUUUAUGACCUACCUUGCAAGGGUUGUCCAUUGCCAGGUUUACCGCAAGUCUCACGACAUUUUUGGUCACGUAGAAGGCGCGGAGCUUGUCCUGGAAGCACCGUAUCGGCACGUCUGUCUUAGACCCGGCAGCUAUUCGAAAUUUAGAUGGGAACCCGUGAAAAGUACGAGGGAGCUAACACAGAUUGCUCUGAUGAGGCCUGAACACCUCAAAUCAACGGAAACCAGCAGCUCUGUCAUCUUUCCGAGCAGCAGCGUGGAGUUCACACUGAUCCAGGUUGCAAAAGUGACUGGAGUUCUCAGGCCACGACUCUAUCUUCUCAUUUUACAGCCACACACAAGAACCGAAGCCAAUAGUGGGGGACUGCAUCGCUAUCGUAGGGUUGGACUGCUGCGACUUCAGCCUGAGAUAGAAGAUUGCUGGUCUGAUGAGCCCAGCCACGCUGUAUCUGUCGAGAGAAUAUCGACAAGACGAUUGGAGGAUGCUGCAUAUUGGGAAGUUAUCCGAGAAGAAUGGCCAGUUGGGUCCUUUCUAAUUGAGUGA
Aspergillus eucalypticola CBS 122712 is the source of this 1899-nucleotide messenger RNA. Its product is annotated as HET domain-containing protein. Bases 1 to 1899 code for a protein of 632 amino acids. NCBI's taxonomy places the organism in Eukaryota, Fungi, Ascomycota, Eurotiomycetes, Eurotiales, Aspergillaceae. The record is from RefSeq and is a predicted model, not a curated record. The transcript is spliced from 4 exons.